This is a messenger RNA of Dictyostelium discoideum AX4, 465 nucleotides long. RefSeq names its product AhpC/TSA family protein. The record is from RefSeq and is a predicted model, not a curated record. Gene Ontology annotation, molecular function: oxidoreductase activity; peroxiredoxin activity; antioxidant activity. NCBI's taxonomy places the organism in Eukaryota, Evosea, Eumycetozoa, Dictyosteliales, Dictyosteliaceae. Bases 1 to 465 code for a protein of 154 amino acids. The transcript is spliced from 2 exons. Gene Ontology annotation, biological process: cellular oxidant detoxification; cell redox homeostasis.
AUGACAAAAUUAAAAGUUGGAAAUGUUGCACCAGAUUUUGAAGCUAAAAAUUAUUUAGGUCAAACAGUUACACUCAAAGAAUUUAAAGAUAAGAGUCAACCAAUCGUUUUAUACUUUUAUCCAAAAGAUAAUAGUCCAGUAUGCACAAAAGAGAGUUGUGAAUUUAGAGAUAAAUAUCAAAAAUUUAUAGAAGCCGGUGCAGAAGUAAUCGGGGUUAGUAGUGAUGGUGAAGAUAGUCAUAAAUCAUUCGUUUCAAAAUAUUCAUUACCAUUCACAUUAUUGACAGAUAAACAUAGUAAAUUAGCUAAAUUAUAUGGUGUUAACGGUAUAUUAUUACCUGGUAGAAAAACAUUCAUCAUUGAUAAACAUGGUAUUAUAGCAGGUAUACAUGAUGGUUUACUUAGUUCAACUUCUCACAUAGAUGAAUCUUUAAAAAUAAUUGAAAAAUUAAAAUUACAAAUAUAA